Patiria miniata (bat star) is the source of this 2935-nucleotide messenger RNA. RefSeq names its product pentatricopeptide repeat-containing protein 1, mitochondrial-like (gene ptcd1). NCBI's taxonomy places the organism in Eukaryota, Metazoa, Echinodermata, Asteroidea, Valvatida, Asterinidae. The coding region runs from base 251 to 2542 and encodes 763 amino acids. The record is from RefSeq and is a predicted model, not a curated record. The transcript has 9 exons. Gene Ontology annotation, molecular function: tRNA binding; protein binding. Gene Ontology annotation, cellular component: mitochondrial matrix. Gene Ontology annotation, biological process: tRNA 3'-end processing.
AGGUUUAAGGAAAACUCAAAGAAGCGCCUUAUUUUUGAACAGCGCCCUCAACUUGAAAAUGAUUUAAAGAUGGCAGCGCCCGUCAUGCCCGUGGCCCCGUGACCGUGUUGAACAAUAAUUUUAUUCGGGCAUAACCGUUUCUUCCAAACCAGAACGCAAUCUCCUAACUGAAGAAAAGCAAUGUUACAAAAGAAUAUAAACCAAAGGGUUGUACAGACGCUCUGCUCUUCUGCUGUUCUGUGAUCUCAGCAUGACGAAGCUGUUCCACCCAGUGCAGUUCCUGCAAUGCCAAAUGUCAAUAGCAUCAAGAUCUGUCCUACACAGAAGGUCCUCAGUUACCCUAUCGCACUUCCCAAGGUUCUUUGCAAAGGAUGAUGGUAUCCUGAGAAUUCCCUCAGUUACCCCAAACCCUUGGCAAUCGUCAAAAAGGACGUUGGCAUCUUUUCCAAGAUUGCACCUUAUACCCUGCUUCAGAGUGUAUGUAAUAUCACCCCAGAGUCUUUCCAUGUCAGCGGUUGCAGCUGCAUACCAGAGAAAUAAUUUGUCCUCACCAUGCUAUUCACUAAGGGCGUGGUUUUCCCAAGCCAGCAGAUCUCUAAAUCCGUCAGGGAAAACGGAUCAGGAGAAAGAACGAGUUUUGCUAAGCGAGUACGGGAGGACGUAUUCGGCCACAAAGAGGUACACUGAGCGGAGACUUUGGGAGCAGGAAUCCGACAGUGAAGAGUUGGUUCAGGAAAGGCUCGAUGACUUGCCUCCGGAGGACACAUUUGGUACCCUGACCAACAAGUAUGAAAAGAAGUUUCACGUAAAAGGAGAUGCCUUUGAUCUUGAGGUUGACAGUGAAGACAAAACUGAGGGACAGAGUUUCAGACCGCCAGGCAGGCAAAACACACCGGACUGGUAUGGUAACCAGAUGAAGAAAUUAUGCAAAGAAGGAAAGUUGCUGGAAGCCAUUGACGUGCUGGAGGUUCGCAUGCUGAAGGAAGACAGGGUGCAACCGAUAGAGUUCAACUACGACGUGCUGAUUGGGGCUUGCGGAAGGGAAGGCUACACCAAGAAAGCGUUCAAGCUUUACAAUCAGAUGAAGAAGCGAGGCCUGAGGCCUUCAGACGUCACCUUCACAGGUCUCUUCAACGCCUGCGCCGAGUCGCCCUGGCCGCUGACGGACGGACUGACCAGGCUGCGCCACCUCCACUCCCAGCUCCAGGAGAAAGGUAUCACCGUCAACCAGAUCACCCAUCAUGCCAUGAUCAAGGCCUAUGCAAAGUGCGGUGACCUCCCGGUGGCCUUUGACCUUUUCCGUGACCUCUUGUCGUCAGGUGUGGAGCUGACCUCGGAGAGUUUUGCCUUCCUGCUGUUCGCUUGUGCCAGCGAUAAGGAGAGAGGGUUGCUUUAUGCUAUUGAGGCUUGGCGUCAGAUGCUACAACGAGGUAUCAAGCCUGAUAUCUACACAUACAACCUCCUUCUGAGGAUUGCAAGGGAUUGUGGGAUAGGUGAUCCAGAGGCGGCCACUCGCGUCCUCCUUAAACAGGCAGAAAAACAAUCAGAAAUGCUUCCGGCACCCAAAAAGAAAGGCAAGACAGCUUCAGCUCAAAGGUCGGCUCAGCCUAAGGUUCAAAGGUCACAAGAUAAUCCGAUGACGGGAAUCAUGGAAGUGAAACCACUUGGAGUUGAAGAUGAGGUGCAUCAAGACGUUGUUACUGGUGCAACAGAUUCCAUCAGUCAGUUGGGAGCUGCUGAGAAGACACUGGUUCCCCAACAGGAGGAGCUUCCGAACCUUCUGGACCUGUCGCCGGAUACCAGUCGAGUCCACUCUCUAGCGAACGUCUCGACUGCCUCGGAUCGCCUGGCCCUCCUGGGUGGUGCCAGCGGCAUUCUGGCAAGCAUGAAGAACCAGGGCGUGAUCCCCGACGUCAAGUCCCUGACGCUGAUGAUGGAGAGCCUUCCCAUGACCACUCAGGACGAGGAGAGACUUCUUGAGGUGGUGGAUGAGUACAAGGUCAGGGUAGAUGUGGAUUUCUACAAUGCCAUCAUCCGGAGGAGGUCUCGCAGGGCGGAUCUUGAAGGUGCUAAGGCUGUCUUGCCGCUGAUUCAGCAGAAGGGUUUGUUCCCCAACCUACGGACGUUUGUCAAUUUGGCCUGCGAAUGCAGCCGGGCCAAGGAUGGAAUACAGCUCUUGAAAGACAUGAAGGUAGCAGGUCUCAAUCCAACCGUGAAUGUCUACGAUGCUUUGGUGACUGCAGCGGCACGCAAUCGGGACUAUUGGUACCAGACCGAGCUGCUGAAAUGCAUGGAGAAGGACAAAGUCUCUCCUAAUGAGCGAAUUCUGCAGAAAUUGGAGACCAUGGCAGCGUUUGGUCAGAACCCUUACAAGGGAAGCCGAAGCAAUUGGGCAACCAGGCAGCAAACCAGAUUGAAUCAUUUCCGAGGGGUCUACACCAAAUGGCUUGACCGGAUGGGGCUGGAAGAGACACCACACCCAUGGAAGAAGUUUUACAGACCUAGAGGGGAUCCUCCUGCCUCCCUUGAGCACAAGGAAUGAUGAACAGGUGAUCUGGCAGACUAUGCUCAGAGAUGCUUAUAUGGGCCAUGGUUCUCAUAACCCCACCAGGGCCAGAUCCAGGCUUAGAUCAAGUAGGGUGUUUAGCUGCCGAGAGGAAGGUUUAGCAGGCAUAAGCUGUGUUUUUCUGCACGAUUUUCAUAUUUUCUAUGGCCAAAGAGGGGGUUUACCCUCCCCCUCACCCCACGGAAAUCCACCACUGCACUCUUCCCUUGGUGGAAAGCGGCAGUGGCAAGCACCACACCACCCCCCUUCCCAUUUCUUCCUUUGCUUUCGUUUGCAAAUCCAGGCGCGGUUCUAGAACCAAUAUUUUGGGGGGCUAGCAGGGUGGAUCCAGAAUUUGGGGGGGGGCUCAUGCCAUAUUUUCAAUGGGGA